UUUUAUUUCUUUUCCAAAAUCUGGGAUGGAGCUUCUGGCAGGCACGUUUAGGCAGGGGAUGAGAGAGCCGCCCCUGGAGGGGAGUGGGUUAUGCCCAGCCCCCUCCUGGUGUCCCCGCCCCACCUGCCUGCCCAGGCCUAUAAAACGUCCGAGUCCUCCUCUGGCUGCAGGAGAGGCUGGGGUCAGGAUCAUGCAGCUGAACUUCAGUGGCCUGCGGGCCCUGGUGACAGGGGCAGGAAAAGGGAUCGGGAGGGACACUGCGAAGGCCCUACAUGCCUCCGGAGCCAGAGUCGUGGCUGUGAGCCGCACCCAUGCCGACCUGGUCAGCCUCUCCAAGGAGUGCCCCGGAGUAGAGCCCGUGUGCGUGGACCUGGGUGACUGGGAGGCCACGGAGCAGGCAUUAGGCAGUGUUGGCCCCGUGGACCUGCUGGUGAACAACGCCGCUGUGGUGCUGAUGCAGCCCUUCCUGGAGGUCACCAAGGAGGCCUUCGACAGGUCCUUCAAUGUGAAUCUGCGUUCUGUGAUACAGGUGUCCCAGAUCGUAGUCCGGGGCAUGAUCGACCGUGGAGUGCCCGGCUCCAUUGUCAACGUCUCCAGUAUAGCGGCCCAUGUCACCUUUCCCAACCUGGUCACCUACAUCUCCACCAAGAGUGCAAUGACCAUGCUGACCAAAGCCAUGGCCAUGGAGCUGGGGCCACACAAGAUCCGGGUGAACUCCGUGAUCCCCUCGAUGGUGCAGACGGCCAUGACCCGCAAAAUCUUCUCCGACCCCGAGUUAUCCUGGAAGCUGAAGGAGCGCCACCCGCUGAGGAAGCUCGCAGAGGUGGAGGACGUGGUCAACAGCAUCCUCUUCCUGCUCAGCGACCGCAGUGCCUCCACCAGCGGCUCGGGCAUCUUCGUGGACGCCGGCUACCUGGCCUCCUAG
Galeopterus variegatus (Sunda flying lemur) is the source of this 925-nucleotide messenger RNA. Its product is annotated as carbonyl reductase [NADPH] 2-like. Gene Ontology annotation, molecular function: L-xylulose reductase (NADPH) activity; carbonyl reductase (NADPH) activity. The record is from RefSeq and is a predicted model, not a curated record. The transcript is spliced from 8 exons. Lineage: Eukaryota; Metazoa; Chordata; Mammalia; Dermoptera; Cynocephalidae. Bases 26 to 925 code for a protein of 299 amino acids. Gene Ontology annotation, biological process: xylulose metabolic process; glucose metabolic process.